Molecule: messenger RNA, 2753 nt
Organism: Gastrolobium bilobum
Lineage: Eukaryota; Viridiplantae; Streptophyta; Magnoliopsida; Fabales; Fabaceae
Product: protein FAR1-RELATED SEQUENCE 5-like
Exons: 4
Coding region: 402-2753 (783 amino acids)
Biological process (GO): regulation of DNA-templated transcription
Molecular function (GO): zinc ion binding
Source: RefSeq, a predicted model, not a curated record
UCUUCCCUUCUCUCUUCCCUUUCUCUCUGAUCCACCGCCGCCGCCGCGCCUCCCCCUCUGAUCCACCGCUGCCGCCGCCGCCGCCCAUAGCCGCCGUCGUCGCGCUGCCCGACUCCACCUCAGUCAUCCCGCGCCGCCCACUCCACCGCCUUGCCGCUGCCGUUCCAAACUUGUGGAGCGAAUCAGAGAUGGUCACGUACAGCUGAAUUUUCUCUCCCAAAUUUGAUGGUCACGUGUGUGUAUUAAAACUAUUUUGUCUUUACAGGAAUGUGAUUAUCUCAGGGUACCAAAACUGGAAAGAAAUUUUGUGCAUCUGGUAAAGUAAGUCUGACCUUUCUGUGAAAAUUUUCAAGGUGCACUUCAGCCUUGCUGAGAACAGCCGGUGUCUUUGCUGAAACUGCAUGGGCAGGUAUAUUAUGGAUGACCAUUCGGACUACAAUGACUUAAAUGAUGAAAUUAGGAAUGACAUGCCUGGUGAAUUGGGAGAUGACUUAUUGAAUAUGGAUGAUGAUCCAAUAGAUUACAUCAACUUCAGUGAUGAUGAAAUUAUAGAAGAGAUGCCUACUCAUUUAGGAGAUGACAUAUCGAAUGAUUUAAUUGAUAACAUUCCAAAUGUCGUUCCCUUGACACCGACAAAGAAUUCUAAUAUUUUUAUUGAGGUUGGAAUGGAAUUUUCCGAACAAAAGGGUGUAGUGGACUUGUAUACAGCAUAUAGCAAGGUAAAAGGUUUCAGAAUUCGAAUACGAACAAGGAGGGACAACUUCGUCAAGCUAGUUUGUGCUAGACAGGGUCAUCCACCAAAAAAAAAUGAUAAAGAUGUUGCUCAAGUUUGUCAGACCAAAUUAAAGAAGACAUCAUCAUUACGAAUUGGGUGUGAAGCUAGUGUAAAUGCUUAUAAGAGUGUAAACACAAAAAUGUGGAGAAUUACACUAUUUGACGACAACCAUAAUCAUGAUCUUGUGACUCCAAAGAGUGUUCGUUAUCUCAGAUCACACAGAAAAAUGUCUAAUGCUGCAAGAUCGUUGAUUGAACACUUUAGUGAUGCAAGCUUGCCCACAGGAAAAGUGGCUACCAUCUUCAAAGGCGAUGAGUUAUCAUUUGAUAGUCGAGAUUGUUAUAACCAUCUAAAAAGUGUGAGGAGAAGAAUAUAUAACACAGGAGAUGCACAAGCUCUGUUAAACUAUUGUGCUAAACAACAAUCAUUGAAUCCAAAUUUCUUUUAUUCCAUUAAAUGUGACGAUGAAGAUCGCAUGGAAAGCUUUUUUUGGAUUGAUGCAAGGUCCAGGAAAGCUUAUGAGCUUUUUGGUGAUGUCAUCACAUUUGACACGACAUAUAGAACUAAUAAGUAUUCAAUGCCAUUUGGACCUUUUGUUGGUGUAAAUAAUCAUUUACAGUCAAUCUUGUUCGGAUGUGCUUUAUUGAAAGACGAAACAGAAGAUACUUUUAUUUGGCUAUUUAAGGAAUGGCUUCGAGGAAUGAAUGGGAAACAUCCGGGCGCUAUAAUUACUGAUCAGGACAUGUCAAUUACCAAUGCAGUAUCCAAAGUUUUCCCAAACAGCAAGCAUCGAUUUUGUAUGUGGCACAUCACAAAAAAAUUUCCAGAAAAAUUGUCUUAUGUCUAUCAGCAACAUGCCACAUUUAAGAGCGAUUUCAAUAACUGUAUCCAUACAAAAAAGAGCACUCAAGAUUUUGAAGACAAAUGGCAACGUAUUCUUGAUAACUAUGGUCUUCAUGAGAAUGAGUGGUUGCAGUCACUUUAUUCAAUUAAAGCGUCUUGGAUACCAAUCUUUAACAGAUCCAUUUUCUUUGCUGGUAUGAACACCACUCAGCAUAAUGAAAGCAUCAAUUCAUUCUUUGAUGGUUUUGUUACAUCUGGCACAACCUUAAAGGAAUUUGUAGAAAAAUAUAAUCAAGCAGUAGAUGCUCGUUAUGAUUCAUUCAAAAAACAAGACUUUGAAUCUAGGCACAAAGAAAGGCGUUUAACAUUGAAUAUGCCAUUGGAAGAACAUGCAGCUAAGAUUUAUACGCGUGCAAUUUUCACAAAGUUUAGUGAUGUGCUUUCUCAUAAUUUUCGUCUGUCUAAGGAGAAAAUUGGAGAUGAUGCUGAGUGGGUUACUUAUCGAGUUUUUAAUAGGAAAGAGAAGGAUUAUUCUGCAACUGUGAAGAUGAAGUUGGAAAAUAAAGAAGCAAGAUGUUCUUGUCAGUAUUUUGAGUUCAUGGGAAUCCCAUGUGAGCAUAUUAUUUCUAUUUUUUUGGUUGAAAAUGUUGAGCAGAUCCCUGAACAUAUGAUUUUGCGACGCUGGAGCAAAGAAAAAAAUGAUAUAAUUAGUACAAAUAAAUACAUUUGUAAUUUUGAUGGAGAGGGACUCCUUCGCGGCUUUGAAAUACGCUCUAGAGUUUCAAAACUUAUUGAGCUUGCAGAUAGGUCCAACGAAGCAGCUAGAUUCGCUUGUGAUGGUCUUGAUUCUCUCACUGAAUCUUUAGAAAAAUUUCCAAGACCUGAUGAUAGUAUUGGUCUUGAGGAUUUUGAUUCACAUUACUUGAGUUCUCAAGCUGAAGAGUCAUCUAUGAUGAGAUUGAAUGAUCCCAACAUUUCACAAACGAAAGGUCGAAAACGGGAGUCACACAAUAUCUCACAGGGACGUAGAAUUCAUAGUUGGAUUGAAGAAGCAUCAAAGAAUACUGAUAUUUGUGGAAAUUGCAAGAAACGAGGACAUAAUAAGCGUACAUGUAGAGAGAAAAAUUUACAUUGA